Molecule: messenger RNA, 2003 nt
Organism: Chinchilla lanigera (long-tailed chinchilla)
Lineage: Eukaryota; Metazoa; Chordata; Mammalia; Rodentia; Chinchillidae
Gene: Dipk1c
Product: family with sequence similarity 69, member C
Source: RefSeq, a predicted model, not a curated record
CCUCUCCGAGCGCUGCACGGACGAGAGGAGCCGGCGCAUCCUGGCCGCGCUGUGCCAGGACUACCAGGGUGGCUGGCUCAUGGGAGACCUGUGUGAGGACCUGUGUGUGGCCAGGGAGCUGCUGUACCAGCGCUGUCUGUACUAUGAGCGUGGCAAGAAGGUGCUGCAGGCCCAGUGGCGUGGCCGGCCCGUGGUCCUCAAGUCCAAGAGAGAGGCCUUCUCCAGUUUCCCAGCCCUUGGCCUGUUGGAGGCAGAGACAGGACAGGGAGCCCAGGGUGUGCCUGAGGCGGAGCUCCUCCUGAUGGUGGCUGCAGAGGUCAAGAAUGCCUUAGGCCUGGAGCUGCCCAACAGCAGUAUGGGAUCUUUGUGGCCUGGCCAUUGGGGCCCUGGCUGGAGGAGGCAGCUGGCCAGCGCAUGGUCCCUGCUGCAACAGGAAGAGUACGUGUACUUCAGCCUGCUCCAGGACCUCAGUCGCCAUGUCCUGCCUGUGCUGGGCUCCUGUGGCCACUUCUACGCAGUGGAGUACCUGGCUGCUGGCAGCCCUCGCCACAGUACUCUCUUCCCUCUGGAUGAGGCUGCCCCCCAGGGUGGCCAGGCUCAGGCCAAGGCCAUCAGCCACAUCGCUCUCAGCUUCCUGGACAUGGUGAGCCACUUUGAAAAUGACUUCUCCCACCGCCUCCACCUCUGUGACAUCAAGCCUGAAAAUUUUGCCAUCAGGCGUGACUUUACGGUGGUGGCUAUUGAUGUGGACAUGGCCUUUUUUGAACCUAAAAUGAGGGAGAUCCUUGAGCAAAAUUGCACAGGGGAUGAAGAUUGCAAUUUCUUUGACUGUUUUUCAAAGUGUGACUUGAGAAUAAACCGGUGCGGAGCUCAGCGUGUCAACAGCAACCUGCAGGUCAUCUGCAACAAAAUUUUCCACCACUGGUUCUCCUCAUCUCCCAGGAGCCCAGCCGUGUCCUUCCCUCUGCGGCUGCAGUUACAGCAGGCCGUGCGGGAGUGUGCGGGCUCUGCAGGUCUCAGCGGGAACUCUUGGAGAGCGGCCCCGCAAGUGUUCUGGAAGCUUCGAAGACUCCUCCAGGCCACACUGAGGGAGCUGCAGGACAUGGAGUAGUAGCCAUUCUCCAGCUGGAAACCUGCUUGGGUGGGAAAUGUGACCUUCAAGGGCUUUUCUCUGCAUUUGUUUCAGAUGAGACAUUUUCACCGUGCGAGUGAGUUAUCCCUAAGAUACUGCUGUGUCUUCCGAAGUGCACAGUUCUACUGCUGUGAGAAGUGCUUCUGUGCCACCCAGCUGGUUGCUCUAGUUUGGUCCUGGCUUCUGCCCCAUUCCCCUCUGAAAAAUGAACUGAGGCGGGCCAGAGGCAUUUUACUUUUGGGAGGCUCUCAGAAAACACAAACCCUGAUGUGCAAGACUGCAGAGAAUGCUUUUACCUGGAUACAGAGCAAAAGGAGUCCAGCCCCUCUUUCCUGUACACAAUUACUGCAUUUAAGAAAGUGUGUGUACACACGAAUGGGAGUGCAGUGCAGAUAAAUGUGAGCACAAGAGUACAGUUGUGCACAUAAUGUGUGAAUAUGCAUACGUAUAUGUGUGUGCUCAUGUGAAUGUCCGUGUGUAGGAAAUAAGAGUGUGUGCAUAUGAAUGUGUGCAUACAGGGAUGUUAAUGUGGGCCUGUGUGUAAGUGUGCACAUGACUGUCAGUGACUGCCUGUGUGAUGGUGCUCCUAUGAGGAUGCUGUGAGUGUAUGCACACAGAAACAUGCAUGUGCAUGAGCAUCAGUGUGCCUCUGCAAGUGUGAGGAUAUGCACACGACUGAGUGAAUUAGUGUGCACACAAAUGCAUGAAUAGGUGUGCACAUGGGUGUAAGUGCGUGUGGGCAAGUGAGUAUGUGGGGCAUGUGCAUGUUGGGUUGGGUUUCUGUAGCGUGUGCUCUGGGAAAACCUUGCCUGGCUAUCAAAGAUGAAUUAUGUCUUUCUUUAAAUGCAAUUAAAAAAAAGUUGCACCUUUA